CGAGCCUCCGUACUCAGUCUGACGCAGAAAGGUUGAGUGUAAGGUGGUGUUCGAUCGCAUCUCCCAUCCACAACGGGACUUUGUGUUGGUCAUUAUACGUCUCGACGCCUCCGUCGUUUGCAAGUGUGAUACAGUUUUAACACGUGAGUCAGAGCCAUGCUGGACAAGAUCAAACCCAACGAAGGCCCUUCAGAAACCGUAGCAGCAGUAGCAGUGGCUCCUUUGGCAUCUCCAGAGAGCUCGGUUGCUCCAACGCCCACAGAUGGGGAGCAGCAGCCGAUAUCUUGCACACUGGUCGACAGAAUCCCAGUUUCAGUAGCUGUCUCCAGUGAGGAACCACAGACAGAAGCUUCUCAGCCAUCUGCAACAGUUUCUGGUGAGGGCGUACAAGAUGACAGCACACAGGAAAGUCCCAGAGUACAAGGAGAAGAACACACAGAUGGUCUGUCACAAAGUGCGCAAACAGAGAGUAAUUUAGGUGGAUCUUGUACAAGCACAGAAGACAUAGAGAGUAGUAACGAUCCUAGACUGAACUCAAGUACAGAUAUUCCAGACACUUCAUCUUCUGUGCUAGAAUCGAACCCAGCUCCCGAAUCACCAGUUAGUAGUCCAGAACGUAGUGUAAAUAAGGAAUAUAUUGAAUCAAACAAUACAGUACCUGAUAACUCUGAUUUAGAGAAACCUAUACCCUGCAUGAUUGCAUUUACAACUUCGCUUGAUGCUGCUCAAAGUAGUGGAAGUAUAGAGGAAUCAAGCUCAGUUCAGCUAGCGGCUGAAAGACCGGAAAGUAUUGCAGACUCAGCAGAUAGGGUCUUGGACGCAGAAGAUACAAAUUUGAAUUCACAAAGAGCGUUAGAUGAUGCUUCAGCUGCUGCUAAUGCUGCCUUGUCACAAAAUCUAGUCAUUCCCUCUUCUCAGCCUGCUUCUCAAGACCAAGGUCUGUCUGAAGGACACGACGACGACACUGUGGAUUGUCCUCUGCAUCCUGAUGCUGUGGACGCAAACUUUUACACAUACGGACCCAACGCCCCGGGUCUCCCCACGUACGAGGCAGCUUUGGCAGCCGCAGGAGAGACCAGGGGAACGGGAAGAGAAGACACUGCACCCUCAGCUCCUUCUUAUGAAAGUGCAGCAAACGAAAAUGUUGAAGGGCAUUACCUUCCCUCUGCUCCUCCAGAUGAGACCCCUCCUGGGAACCAAGAAUCGCCGCCGAGCCCACCCGAAGGCCCUAGGCCGACGCCGGCAAUGUUUGCUCCAGUUGUCAGACCUGACGUCAAACAAGUGCGCAUAGGAGUGAAUCUCGUUCGAGCAGCGAAGAGGCUUCUUUCCUUCUUGGCAACUGUGGAUGAGCAUAAGGCUCUCUACCAAGGGCCUCUAGUCAGUGCUGCUCUUAGGAGGUACGAAGAAUGCUGGCUGCCUCUGGUAGCACGAGGGGGUGAAAGCGAAGGGUGUGCGCCUCCACUAGACGUCCACUGGGUAUGGUUAGUCCACAUGCUCGCUCCACAGCACUACCACCAGGACUGUUUGGCCGUUGCUGGGGUAGUGGUUCCUCACCGUCUCACAAGUGCCAAGGCGUUAGAAAGAGCGAGGGAGAAAGGACGCCGCCUUUGGGAAGCUGCUUACCCUUCGGAACCCUGGGACCUCCCCCUGGACGACUACCCAGGCGACCCGACCCCCUCGGAGAUCAAAGACGCCGUCAGGAAAUCGGACGACGACGACGACGACGAUACGUCAUCGAUGACGUCAGAAGCGGCUGAGAAGAUGACGUCACUCGUGACGUCACAGGCUACCCCAGGGCUCAAGAUUCAGACCCGGAUUUCUUACGAUCUCAGAUCCGCCGUGGAGAGACAGAGUGCGUUCUUCUAUCAGGUCUCGCUGCCGCACUAUCGAACCAAGGGCUUCCUGCGCUACAGUGAGAAACGGUACAGACAGUUCCUGGCUCUGAAGAGAGCCCACCCCGAUAAGUUCCUGGUUCCUUGUUACGACAUGGACAUCAUGUGGCAUACGCACCAGGUUCACCCACUGAUAUACAAGAAAGACACUGAAAGUCUGCUGAAUCAGCUCCUGCCGCAUGAUGACUCUGUCAAUGACAGAAGUACAGGAUCAAGGCUCUUGGUUUCGGAUGGUAUAACGCGCAGCCUCUGGGUUUCGUCUUACGGGACUACAUUCAGGAGAGAGGGAGCCAUGUUUCGUGGAGACCCUCCCACCAAGUAUAUCGGUCCCCUUCUUCCGGAAACUAGGAAGUCUGCUCAUGGCUCAGUGUUCCACUGCCAGGUGCUCAAGCUGGUGAUAAAAGGCAAGGCUCCAGAUGGCCCUAUUAAAAUUAAAAUUAAGCAUGAGACGAGAAGAGUGGCAGAACUGAGCCUCUUCCAUGAACAGGUCAAAGGCACUUCAGAACACAAUGUCACCGAUCUUGCAUUAACUUUCUCCUUACCUGACUAUUCUGCUGGGGACUGGUUGGUGCUGAAGAUGUCUUCAAAGAGAAGGUUCAGUCGUUUGCUCAAAUUCUUAGGUCAAGGGAACUUCUGGUGCAUGACCUAUCUGUAUGAACUCUUUGAUAUUAAAACUGAAGGUACAAUUGUAAAGGUGUUCGAGGAUGCUGGAGCUGUUGUUGAAAUGACAUUGCGAGUAGUCCGAAGUGUUAGCGAUACCUACGUUCCUCUGGGGGUCUUGACAGGUCCCUUCGUGCCUACCGUCUUGAACCCCGAGUGUUUGACCUCGAUGCAGGGCAUUUUAACCAAUAACCAUGCUGCCUCCAGCGACAUAUAUCUCGCUGAAAAGGCCACUCAUCGUCUGGUCAACGAAACGAAUCCCCAGAAACCGCAGGUUCUGGAGGUGGAGGUGUACCACUCCCGCGGCCUUAUAGCGUCUGCCGUCCAGCUGUUUGCUGACACUGCCUCAGGGCGAAUCCUCGUGGCCAUGGCCCACACCCUUGAUGGAAACACAUUACCGUCCCCUGCCACACUCAAGUGCCCUAAUAAUAAAACUAUGGCCAAAAACAUAGCUAUGUGUGAUUAUAAUGCUGGUGAGCGAGCAAUGCUGAUCAAAACUCGCGAUGGAGAUUGGGCCAUUGUUGUUGCAACUUGGGCUGGUCUUCGAAGAGGUAUACCAGGAACUCUAGCCAAGCGUGGAGUACCUGGAAGUCCGGGCCACUUGGUGGUCCGUAUCCAUUGCCCACCCACUGCUCCUGCCAAAAUUGUAUCGUUGCCUUACGAGCAACAGUUGUACAGCUGUGAUAUUCAAGAUCUUUAUAUUGAUAUGCAGAAAGGCAUAUUGAAGGUAAAUGGCGACUCAAAUGACUGGGUGCAAAACGUAGCUCUGGGACUAAGCAUCACGGUGCUGCACAUCAUCUGUCAGCCACGCUAUGUACAAGAAGACGGUGACUCUGUUGAUGGACAGGUAGAACAGUCGCUCGAUCCACUGUCCUACCCUCGAAGGAUACCCAUCGAGUCGCUGAAGCUUGUUGGAGCUCUGGGCUUUUUCUGUGCAUCUGCCCCAACUAUCGCCCUCCGCAAGAACAAGCGUGAAGUGGAUCCAACUGGGACAGCAACCAUGACCCACCUUGCCAUCAUGGGAACAGGGACCUGUGGAGGAGCCUGCGGUUCCUGUGGUGGGUGUGGAGGCUGUGGAGGAGGGUACUACGCUACCUUCGGGAGCCAGCCGUACAGUGGAUGGGUCAAGAGCGGCGAUGGCGGCUGCAAUGGGACCGGUUUCGGAGGCGAUAGUGGAGGAGAUACUGGUGGAGAUGGAGAUGGAGGUGGGGAUGGAGGAGGCGUGGACGUUUUCGGGUACAUCUUUGGAACGGCUGCUGCAGACGCCGGUGGGGGCAGUGGUGGAGAUGCUGGAGGAGGCUGUGGUAGCUGCGGAGGAUGUGGGGGCUGUGGAGGCUGUGGGGGAUAGGAAGAGAGGGAGAGAGGAAGGAAGUACCAUUUCGUCAAUGUGUGUCAAAAUGAUGGAGUGCCUUUCACACACACCAACUUGUUGCCUCCCUUUAAACGUAGUUGAAAUUACUGUUUUAAAUCUUGUUUACUGCUCUGCAGAAGUUAGGCAUUGUUGUUGCUCCAUGUGCAUUCGAUAUAUUGUACAAAUGUUGUUCGUUUUGAUGUAGGAAUCGAAUUACAAUGUGGUUUUUAUCUUUCGGAAGAAUUUAUUAGCAACUCUCUAAGAGUU
This is a messenger RNA of Macrobrachium nipponense, 4170 nucleotides long. RefSeq lists its product as uncharacterized. Bases 157 to 3900 code for a protein of 1247 amino acids. NCBI's taxonomy places the organism in Eukaryota, Metazoa, Arthropoda, Malacostraca, Decapoda, Palaemonidae. The record is from RefSeq and is a predicted model, not a curated record. The transcript has 15 exons.